UUUGGAGAAGUCUUAAUUAAUUAUUAAUAUGAUAAGGUAUAAUAUAUAUUUAUAAGUUUUACUAAAGCAUCCUAUUGAGUUAUAACCUGAAUUAUGGAAUGUUCAGACUGUUAGAUAAAUGGAAUUUUAUUAUUAUAAGAUAAGAUCAAAAAUGUAGCCUGUUCCACUUUAAUUUUAUAUGAAUUAAAAUGAGAAUACAAAUUUUAAAAUAUUUGUUUCAUCUGUCAAUCCAUUCCCAACCAAGUUUUCUUGUGAUUAAAUUAUUUCCGUUAAAGGAUGGAAAUAUAAAAUAGAUGACUCAAAAAUAUUUCAUUGUGAAUUUAUUUAUAUAAGCAUGGUUUGUGAUUUAGAUACUUAUGUGAAACUAAAAUACUAAUUCGGAACAAAAAUAUUGAAAAGACCUUAAACAAUGUAAAAAAGAAUGGAAACAGAAUUGAUUAUUCCUUAAAGUCCAUAAUAACAAUAAUUAGAGAGAAUGAAUUCAGAUUUUUUAUUAGCUCAAGUAGCUUAAAUUAAAAAAAGAAGAAAUCUAAAAUUAAAAUAAAGAGGAUUAUUAUUUAAGGAUUUAAUAAAAGAAAAUAUUUAAAAAGUAGUUGAAUAUAAUGAAGAUUAAUAACGUAGUUUUAGAGAAAUGAGAAGAGUUCAAUCUGAUAAUAGAAUAGAAGAUGUGUUAUUAAGAAAGAAAGUUUUAAAUUAAAAUGAACAAUAAAGAAAAGUAUAUGAAUAAAAAACUCGAGAAUUAGGAAAAAUCUUGAGACAAAGAUCUAAUUUUGUUUAGUCAAAAAAAACAUUGAAAAAUAAAAUAUGUCAUUAUUGGCUUAAUUUCAUAUAUAUAGCUUUAAUGAGUAGUAGGAUACUUAAUGUAUAUUAACAUAAAAUUGAAGCAUAAAAUUAAUCUACUUUGAUGGCAUUUUAAGUUAAAAGAAUUAUGAGAAGAAUUCAUAAAAGACUUAUAGCUGUUAAAGGAUUAACAUUAUUUGAUAGAGUAUUUUUUGAUGUUAAAUUGUAAAAUUAUUUAUGUUAAUAAUUAGAGCUUCCUUAUGUUUUACUAGAGCAGUUUAUCAAAAAUAAAUAAAAGAACAUAUUAAUAAAUUAAUACCUUUUCUAAAAUAAAGAGCUGAACUUCAUCUCUUCAAAAACCAAGUUAUCGUCACUCAUUUUAAAAUUUUAAAAAUUAGAUAAAGCUUUCAAGAAUUUCUAUUAAAAUUCAAUAACUAUAAAAAAUAAUUGAACAGUAUUUGGUAGAAGUAUUUUAAAGAAUAACUUUUAAAAAAUUAUAAUCAAUUAAAUUAAAAAAAGAAGGAAAUAUACUAGUAAUAUGUAUUUCUACUACAAAAUUAAGAAUAUUAUAGGUAUACUAUAAAUUUAAUAAUAUUAGUCUUCUUUAAAAUUAAUUUGUGAAUGCAUACAGUAAAGAAAAAUUAAGAGGAUUUUUGAAAGAAAUGAGUGUUUAUUCUUAAUAUAUAAAGAAAUUAAGAUAGCAAAAAUAUAGCAAAUCAACGAAGAAAGAUUUUUAAUAGAAUUAGUAGGUAAUGUAUUAACCAAAAUUGUUAUACAUUCCUAGUUAUGAUGAAAUCUUAGAAUAUCUUCCAAUAUUGAUGAGUAACUGUAAUAAAUAAGACACAAGAAGUUCUUAGCAGAUAUCACAAUCUUAAAUAGUGAGUUUGGGUGAAAACAAUUAAAAAAAGAGAAAACAAGAAAGAGCGAAGAAAUGA
Paramecium sonneborni is the source of this 1715-nucleotide messenger RNA. Lineage: Eukaryota; Ciliophora; Oligohymenophorea; Peniculida; Parameciidae. The record is from the annotation of a GenBank genome assembly.